UGAAUAAUAUAUAGACCCGGAAGUGGGGCGGGUACUGCUGCUGAGCUGUCGAGUCACCUCUGUCAGAAUGGAGGAAAACGAACUGUUAUCAUGCUAAAAACCGAAGGAUCCCGUUAAGGAAGCGUCGCUAAAAGAAGCAGAGACCCAACUCGUCGUCUAACCCGUACCCCCGCGUCGUUUAUCGUGACGAUUUGCCAAAAUGAUGGAAGAAAUCGACAGGUUCCAAGUGCCUCCAGUCAACGGAGAGACACAGCCUCUGGAUCCGGCAGCUUCCUCCGCCUCAGAGGCCGACCCGGACUCUAAGGGAGAGACGGUGGCCAUGAACUACAAGCCGUCGCCACUGCAGGUCCAAAUAGAGAAACAGAGGGACCUCGCCAGGAAGGGAUCGGUGAAGAAUGGCACUGUGGGAAGUCCUGUCAAUCAACAGCCCAAGAAGAAUGCCAGGACAAGGUUGGUGGUGCCAAACAAAGGCUACUCCUCUUUAGACCAGAGCCCAGACGAGAAGCCGCUGGUGGCGCUGGACACUGACAGUGAUGAUGACUUUGACAUGUCCAGAUACUCCUCAUCAGGAUACUCCUCAGCCGAGGUGAGAUGUCUGAGGGACCAGCAGAUCAACCAGGACCUGAAUAUUCAGCUCCUGAAGGAUGGCUACCGGCUGGACGAGAUCCCGGAUGACGAGGACCUGGAUCUCAUCCCCCCGAAAGCCGUCAACCCCACCUGCAUGUGCUGCCAGGCUGCUCCCUCCACAGCUUGUCAAAUUCAGUAGCACCAUCGCCCCCCAUUCAACGAUAAAAGCAUCCUGCUUGCCACCCGCACUGUGGCCGACUACUGACCAGAGUGGCAGCGAGGAGGAAGAACUAUCAACUGGCAACGGCAAAAAGGGAAAAAUAUAUAAAUGCUACAAGAAGAAGAAGAUGAGGAAACGUCAAAAGGAACAGUCUCUGUGCACAUUCCUCCUAUGGUUGGAUCUGUGCAUCCUCUAUUAUUUCUUUUGCGAGUACUUGGCAGGUGGCAGAAACGUUACCUUUAAGGAAACGCGUUACUUUCGCUUCUCCCUCGUUUGACUUUCAUCUCAUGCUUGUGGAUGUUUUGCUUCACAAGAACCAUGAACGUUAAAACGAGAAUGGCCUGCAAGGGUGAUUGGGUGUCAUUGAUGAGCAUCAGCCGGGGGAAGAACAACUUCUCCAGGAGCAGAUUCAGCGAACAAGAGGCGACCGGAGGUUUCGUAGUGGCCAUGCUUAGCUCCUCGUGUGUGUGUGUGUGCGCGUGUGUGCGCGUGUGUGCGCGUGUGCGCGUGUGUGCGCGUGUGCGCGUGCGUGCGUGCGUGGAUAUACAUAUACAUACAUCAUAUGACAUGAAAAUGACACGCGUCUGAUUAUGUCAGGAAAAGUAGUGCUUCAUCCUCAAACUGCUGAUAAAACACUCAUGCUUGCAGUGGCAAUGCUAGGAGAGCAGGUCCAGGUUAUUUUAGGUUAAACAGAGGCUGUGCUACUUUAAACGUUCCUUAUUGCGUUAGGAAGAAGCUUCAAAACAAAUGAUUUUGCAUGUUGCCUGUUAACACUGUGUCUAAUAAACAGCCUUUGCAGAUAAAUGACCCGUUUUUCUUGUCAGUACCAUUUAGGUUCAGCUACUACUGUAACAUCAGUAGAUGUAGGGAGUCAGAAAACGCAGAACAGCUCAUUUUCCUUUUGUGUUUAGUCAGAGGCCGUCACCUUUAUUGGAUGUGGUUACACUAAAACAUUUCUAAAAGGUUGAUGUGCAGAUAAGAAUGUAAUGAAAGGCAUCGGGGCGAUUUCAUAUUGCCUGGAUGGGAAUAAUCAAGGUAUGAAGAGUAUUUGAAAACACAUUUAUUACUUUAUUUAUAUUUUGUUACUUGUUACUUGUUACACUUUUUUUUUUAGUCUUGGGACAAAAGCUGUAAAUGUAGCAUCUGACACAUCUGUGUAUUGUCAACAUUUUUUUAUGCCAUUGGAUGAUUUUAAUGAUGCUGGAAAUGAAGGAGUCAAGUCAGAUAAAGGCCUGUUUUUAUUUUAGUUUGAUGUUUUCAUUGCUCACUCUUUAACUCUCACUUUCAUGUGAAUCUGUGUGAAGAUGAAGAGUUUUUUUUAAUUUUUUUUAUAGCAUUGUGCCACUUCCUGAUAACGCAUUCUUUUAAAGACUGCACUAUAAACUGUGGUGCAUGUCAUGUUGACUCAUGUCAUUCUGAGCGUUAUUGUAUUUGACAGGACUUUUUGGAAAACAUCUUUCAUAACCACCCAUCUGUUGAUUUAGAUUUUGUGAUUUUGUUAGAUUUGCAAGCACACGUGUGGUCGACAAAAAGGCAAUUAGUCAGAUAAAGGAAUAGUACUGCCUGACUAGCUUAUUUUUAAACCUUAGAGGAGUCUUACUGAUUAGGAAAAAACAGCUUAGAUGAUAUUUCUCAACAAAUAAAGUGCCAUUCCUUUAGAUAAGUAGAAAACAGGCACAAACAGAACUCAAUACAGUUCAAUACCGUAUAUCUUCAAUGCAGCUAAUAGCUGAGGCGAAUGUCCGACCUGUUAUCGUUAACAGUGAAGGACUGGAUGAGUGAUGAUAUGGUGCUUAAUUAAUAUCUUAAUAAUAGAUUCACACAUUGGUCGUAAUUAGUUGUCAUCUUUACUAAGUGAACUGUUUCUGGCCAAUGUUGUGUAAAUUGCAGAGUAGCUUCACUAACUUCAUGAGUUUGGAGUCUAAGGCAGUGCAUUGUAACAAGUUAUUUAUUUUAAGUUGUGCGUGUGUUUUAAUUUAUUUUUCAUGUGUGGGAACUGAUUCAUACUCGAAAUAGAUGCUUUUUUUAUUUGUCAGAUGCUUAUUAUGAUGAUCGUGAAGUGGUUCCAUUUAGAUUUAAACCAGUGUUAAAGUUCUGUGUAUAGUGCAACCUGUACAAAAAAAACAAAUAAAUAUUAGAUAUGUAGAGCA
Messenger RNA from Betta splendens (Siamese fighting fish), 2937 nucleotides. RefSeq names its product family with sequence similarity 219 member Aa (gene fam219aa). Lineage: Eukaryota; Metazoa; Chordata; Actinopteri; Anabantiformes; Osphronemidae. Bases 200 to 766 code for a protein of 188 amino acids. The record is from RefSeq and is a predicted model, not a curated record. The transcript is spliced from 6 exons.